Messenger RNA from Lactuca saligna, 504 nucleotides. The record is from the annotation of a GenBank genome assembly. Lineage: Eukaryota; Viridiplantae; Streptophyta; Magnoliopsida; Asterales; Asteraceae.
CUUUUUGUUCUUAAAAGUAUGCAUGCAAAGAAAGAAACAAAGAACAAAAUGGUUUCCAUAAGGUUUCGUAUCUUUGUCUUUGCAAUCAUAUUCAUGUUACUUAACAUUGCUGCAUAUUCUCUUCAAGAUGCUGAGAUGGUGAUGGUGGUUGGAGAUAAAUCUGCAGAAGAAGACAGGCCCUUGUUGUCCAGACAAGAAAAGGGUACCCUGUAUGCAGUUUCUGCAAGUGCUGGAACAUUGGUAAAUGGAAAGAUAAAUGGUAGGAGAAUGCUGGUGAAGAAGGCGGAGGAACAACAUAUAAAUGGUGACGAGAUGGUUUCAAAGAAAGCUUCGUCUUCUUCAAGUGGAAACCCUAGAAAAGGUGGUCAUAAAAUGACCAAGAGAAGCAAGAAGAUAGAUCAUAAAGAUCAUGAUGAUGAUCAUCAUGUCAAAAUGAGCUCGACUUACAUGGCUCUUAAUUCUGAUUACCAUGUCCCAAGGUCUCAUCCACCCAAAAAUAACUGA